CACAAAACCCAUACCCCCUGCGGCGGCGGCGAUGGACCCGUCCUCGUCGGGCUCCGGCGGCAACUCCCUCCCGUCCGUUGGCCCCGACGGACAGAAGCGGCGCGUGUGCUACUACUACGACCCGGAUGUGGGCAACUACUACUACGGGCAGGGCCAUCCGAUGAAGCCGCACCGCAUCCGGAUGACGCACUCGCUGCUGGCGCGCUACGGCCUCCUCAACCAGAUGCAUGUGUACCGCCCCAGCCUGGCCAGCCAACGCGACCUCUGUCGCUUCCACGCCGACGACUACAUCAAAUUCCUGCGCUCCGUCACGCCCGACACGCAGCAGGAGCAGACCCGCCUGCUCAAGCGCUUCAACGUCGGCGAGGACUGCCCCGUCUUCGACGGCCUCUACAGCUUCUGCCAGACCUACGCGGGCGCCUCAGUCGGCGGGGCCUUCAGGCUCAACCACGGCCACGACAUUGCAAUCAACUGGUCGGGCGGCCUGCACCACGCCAAGAAGUCCGAGGCGUCGGGCUACUGCUACGUCAACGACAUCGUGCUCGCCAUACUCGAGCUGCUCAAGUACCACGAGAGAGUUCUGUAUGUCGACAUCGAUAUCCAUCAUGGGGAUGGAGUGGAGGAGGCUUUCUACACAACAGACAGGGUUAUGACCGUCUCGUUCCACAAGUUUGGGGACUAUUUCCCAGGAACAGGGGAUAUCCGUGACAUUGGGCAUUCAAAGGGGAAGUACUACUCCCUGAAUGCCCCUCUAGAUGAUGGGAUUGAUGAUGAAAGUUACCAGUCCCUUUUCAAGCCAAUCAUGAGCAAAGUUAUGGAGGUUUUCCGACCUGGCGCAGUUGUGCUUCAGUGUGGUGCUGAUUCCUUAUCUGGGGAUAGGUUGGGCUGCUUCAACCUCUCAAUCAGAGGUCAUGCAGAAUGUGUUAGGUACAUGAGGUCUUUCAACGUACCAUUGUUGCUCCUUGGUGGGGGUGGAUAUACCAUAAGAAAUGUUGCACGCUGUUGGUGCUAUGAGACGGGAGUUGCUCUUGGCCAAGAGCUUGAAGAUAAGAUGCCUGCCAAUGAGUAUUAUGGAUACUUUGCUCCAUAUUACACUCUUCAUGUCACACCAAGUAACAUGGAGAACAAAAAUACACGACACCAACUGGAUGAUAUAAGAUCAAAACUUCUUGAUAAUCUUAGAAAACUUCAACAUGCUCCUAGUGUCCAGUUUCAAGAGAGAGUUCCUGAUACAGAAGUACCUGAUCCAGACAAAGAUCAAGAUGAUCCAGAUGAACGGCAUGAUCCUGACUCUGAUACGGAAGUGGAUGAUAACAAGGCUGUGGAAGCGUCAGCGAGGAGGAGCAUUCUAGGUAUGAAAGUUAAGAGAGAAUUUGGUGAAAAUGAUACCAAAGUACAGGUAGGUAUGGAAGUUAAGAGAGAAUUUGGUGGUGAAAAUGAUACCAAAGUACAGGUAGGUAUGAAAGUUAAGAGAAAAUUUGGUGAAAAUGAUACCAAAGUACAGGAUGGUGGCAGAGUUGCAUCUGAACAUAGAGUACUGGAACCCAAGGCAGAAGACAAUGGUUUCUCCAUUCAAGCUCCUCAUGUGUGUGCCAGGGCAAUGGCUGUCGAUGAGCCGAGCAAUGUUAAGAAUGAACCUGAGGGCAACUAAACUGCAAGACCAAGCAGCUGCGCACCACAAACCAUAACUGCGGCAUCAAGACUUGCUGCCCACAAACCAUACCGUGUUUUUACAAGACAACUUCCUGCGUGCUUUGGACAGCCCAAAGACCAAAGUGAAUCUGCAAAACGUUCCUGCCAUUUCAAAUUUGACUUAGCUAUAUGUUAGCACUAAUGAUUACAUGACGGUAGUGAAGAUUCCAAGAGAGCCCACCUGGGAUUGCUUGCGGUUUACAUUGACGGUAGUCUGACCCAUGUAUACAUGAAGCCUAUGAGUUGAGUUGUACAGCCAUUAGUCAAUGCAAAUAUGCAGUGAACGUGAGGGUAAUUCUUUGCGUGUUCUUGAUGUUUUUGACCUUUUUUGGGCGCAACGCAAGCAAAGUAGGCAGUUGCUGUGCC
This is a messenger RNA of Zea mays, 2058 nucleotides long. RefSeq lists its product as uncharacterized. Gene Ontology annotation, cellular component: nucleus. The transcript has 7 exons. Bases 32 to 1651 code for a protein of 539 amino acids. Gene Ontology annotation, molecular function: histone deacetylase activity. Gene Ontology annotation, biological process: epigenetic regulation of gene expression. The record is from RefSeq and is marked provisional. Lineage: Eukaryota; Viridiplantae; Streptophyta; Magnoliopsida; Poales; Poaceae.